AUGGCCCCCGCUAGGAAGAUGGCCCCCGCUGGGAAGAUGGCCCCCGCUAGGAAGAAACCGGCUCCAAAGCCCACUCUAGCUGCGAACAUGCAGAGUGCAGCCAUAGGAAAGAAGCCGGCUGAAGCUGCACAGUCUGAGCCAGAGCUCGAUAUGGAGGUCAAGCAACCCCUCAGCAUGUCAAGUCUUGACCUAGAUGCCUCCUACGUCGGAGUAUUCCAGUCCCUCCAAGGACCACAGUUACGAUGGCCGCAAAUUUGGCAUGAAACCGGGGAACCAUACCCUCCACGUUGGACCACAGCUAAUCAGGACGGAGAUAUGAGGAAUCAUGAAGGCCAAAUCGAGAGAAACCCCAAGCGAAUGGGCGAGAACAACGUGCUGGACCAUGCUCGCGAAAGUCUUGCCCGUUAUAAGAAGCAGCUUGCGGAGGACAGAGAUCUGAAAGCCAAGUACCCCGGUCUCAAGUGGCAAGCCAUUCUACGGAUUGAAAACCUUAAGCAAAAAAAGGCAAUACUUGCUGAGCGAGGGGACCCGAGGAAGAUGCUUCCUAAUUUGGAAGCCAUCAUUACAGCUUAUGAGGGCCGCCAGAUAGACGUUUACGCAGAUGAGAGGUUGGUGACCUACUGGUACAAGGGCAAGCAGAUCAGUCAGCCACGACCCUUCGACUGGGAAGAAUACUAUGUCAUUGCUGCCGAGUGUGAAACUUUCAGAUCUUGCUGGGUGGAACCGAUUGGCAUUCCACGACGGACGUUGUUUUCGAUGGCUGAUUGA
This is a messenger RNA of Penicillium brasilianum, 768 nucleotides long. The record is from the annotation of a GenBank genome assembly. Lineage: Eukaryota; Fungi; Ascomycota; Eurotiomycetes; Eurotiales; Aspergillaceae.